Messenger RNA from Cydia splendana, 2874 nucleotides. RefSeq lists its product as uncharacterized. Gene Ontology annotation, molecular function: DNA binding. The record is from RefSeq and is a predicted model, not a curated record. The transcript is spliced from 3 exons. Lineage: Eukaryota; Metazoa; Arthropoda; Insecta; Lepidoptera; Tortricidae. Bases 455 to 1495 code for a protein of 346 amino acids.
AAAAUAUGAUGGCAAGGACUCGCCAGUUACGGAUCAUAAGAGAAACGCGCAGCGUCCGUGCUAAAUCGCUCAGCCACACCGGUGUGCACCCCUCACCCAAGACACACCCGAAAACUAAAAAUAACCGCGUCUAACAAUACCCUAAUCAUCCACUGCGUAUUCAGUUCCAAACUUAAAUGGCAACCACGAAUGAAACCAGCAGUGAACGUGUAAAUACGUUACAAAGCGACAAAGCUCGUGUUGUGGUAUCAGUGAGCGGAUUACCCGCCGAGGCGUAUCGCGAUGGCGGAGAGGGGAGCGGGGCGACGAGCGAGAAGGCUAUAGCGUGCAGCGGGAGCGGGAGCGAGCGAGCAAGCCACGCGCGCCGGCGGGCACCCCAGUCCACAACUCUACAUCAUUAGUUCCGCGCAGCGCGCCGCUCGCGUCGCCCGCCUCCGCUGCCGCGCCCGCUACUAUGAAGGCUAAAGGAAUGCGUUCGAAGAACAUGGAUAAACUUAUAGCCGCUGUCCAGGCGAGAGAAUGCCUCUGGGACAAAAGCUACAGAGGACACAGGAACCGUUUUAAGUUGGAGCGUUAUUGGAACGAGGUGGCCGCGGAAGUGGGGACUAGCAGUCUAAACUGCCGCAAGCGAUGGAAGAACCUAAAAGACCAAUGCCGCAAAGAAAUGAAAAAGAACCCCAACGAAUCCGAAUGGCCCCACUUCCCGAAACUCAAGUUCAUCCACCACCAGUUCCUCGCAGAAGACGAGGAUGAUGAGGGUGACACCAACGACGAGGUCUUCAAUGCCCUUGACGACUCCAUAAAGAGACCAAAGCUAGGGUAUACCAUGAGGAAGAAAUUCCUCAUGAACAAAAGACGCACGAUCGAUGUGGAUAUGAAUAAGCUGAUUGAGCUGGUGCAGACGAGGGAAAUAAUUUGGAACAGGCAGCUGAAAGGACACCAUAAUUGGUAUAAGUUGGAUGAGAGUUGGAAGGAGAUUGCUCAGGAGUUGGGAGUCACACGCGACGAAGCGCGGCUCAAGUGGAAAUACCUCAGAGACCAAGCCAGAAAAGAGGUCAGGAAACAAGAUUCAGAAUGGGAAUAUUUGCCUAAACUACAAUUUUUAACUAAUCAAUUCAACGACUACGAAGAGACUCCUGGGACUGAAGAUCAUUUCGCGGAUCAAGAUUUCGAUCCUCCAGAGCAAAGCAGCAGUUAUUACAAUAUAGAACCAGUGCCAGAACCGACGAAUGUCAGCGUUAAGGAUGAUGAAUUCGACGAGUUUGAUACUAAGCCUAUAAUCAUGGAGACUGACUUUUAUGAUGAUGAUGAUGAAGUCCCUAAAAGCCCUUGUACGACGGCUGGACAAGAUGCUGGGGAACCAGCGAAGGACGAAGAUAUAGGGUUCUUUAACAGUCUGUUGCCGCAUGUGAGGAAGCUUGGGCCGGCGAAGAAGCUGAUGCUUAGGAUGAAGAUUCAGGAGUUAGUUUACAAUACUGUUUACAAUGAAACGUAGGGAAUGAAAAUGUAUAAUUUUAUCGCAAUAUUACCAAGAUGGUAAAAUUAAUUCCAAUAAAUUGCAUGACAAGCAUAGUCUGGCAAACCAAUUUUAAGAAGCAUAACAAAUUACUUCUCUUUUUUUGGGUUGAUGAUACUAUCCUUAGAAAAAAUACAGCAUUCAUGAUGUCUAUGCUUCAAGGACAAGCGACCCUAGCCAAACUAUCUAGUAAAAACUAUAUUAGCAUGUCUUCCAUGUGACAAAUUUUAAUGUAAAACCGAAUUAAUGCAUUUCCGAGAAUAUGCCUACCAUAAAAGGAUUGAUCUGAAAUGUCCCUUUUUUAGGAUUUUGUAUUGUAACAUAUUAGGGACAAAACGUGUCACUAAUAUCUCGAUAAAAGUUGCCAGAUUUUAAAGAUUAUGUUAUGUAUUUUGAGCUUUUAAUCCACUGCAAAAUUGCAGUAUUGAGGUCACAAAUGUAAAAAUAUCUCUAACGAGUGCACGACGUUUGAAAUUCAUUCAGAAGCAAUCAAGCGGGUGAGGUGAUCAAAAUUAUCUACACAUGCUUGGUCACUUCUGUACCCAGUCCAGUUGAAUUGCAGGCUAUCAGGGAACCAUAUCCCUCCCUUUACUUAUAGAGUUUGAUGUAAAGUUUAAAAUUAAACUAUAAUGUGCUUGAAUCAUAUACUUUCACAGUUGAAAUUCUUAUAAGUGCUAUAAAAAUAUAUUUUUAAACAUGUUUUAUUAUUCUGUGAUUCAAAUAGAUAGACCGCCAUUCCAAAUGACUAAGUAUCUUAAGUAUUUUAGCUGAUUUUAAUUUGUAUUAUUUUAAAAUUGUAUGAUUAUUUUAAUAAAACCCGGACGACUUUAAAUUUACGAAAUUCACGUUAGAACCUCUUGUUGCCUCUCAGUGAUUGACUUUAUUACUUCGAACUCUACUAAUAUAAUAAUGUCAAUACGAGUAGGUAAGUUUUUUUUUAUGGCCUGGGUAAGUGUGGCUGCGGGAGGGUGGUUGGCCUUCACAAUGCCUGUUUACACAAUGUGCAAUGAUGAGUGCUUUUUAAUGUGAUAGUCAGCAAACGAGCAGACGAGCCGCCUGAUGGGAAGCGGUCAUCGUCGCCCAUGGACAUAAGCAACAUCACAGGAGCCACUUAAACGUUGCCGAUCCUUGGGAACCCAGAACCCUAAAUACCCGCUUCUUGAAGAAUCCCGUGUCGUUUAUUGCAAGUUCAUACAUUUGCCACAAAGUAGCAAGUAGAGCAACACUUAACCGUAUUUAACUUAUUUAAUUUUAUUUUAUUAGCUCUAUUUCAAAAAGAAAAUUUUAAGCAGGCUUAAAACCUAACGUGUAUUUUAUUAAGGAAAAUUACGUUGUAAAUAUUUCUUGCAAUAUAAAUU